GCGUGAGGUGUACUGCAGUUUUUUUCUCAUAAGGUUGCGAAUUUCACGCGUUGUUGUACGCUAAUGACAAUAUGGCGGAAGGAGAGGAGCCGGAGAAGAAAAGAAGGCGAAUAGAGGAGCUGAAUGAGAAUAUGGUUGUUGAUGGAGGAAGUAUGGAUCAAGGUGACUGGCAGGGACGAUGGGACCACAUCAAAAAGUUUUUGGAGAGAGCUGGACCAUUUACUCAUCCUGAUUUUGAACCUAGCACUGAGUCUCUCCAAUUUUUAUUGGACACAUGCAAAAUUCUGGUAAUCGGAGCCGGUGGACUAGGAUGUGAGCUGCUUAAAGAUCUGGCUUUGUCAGGUUUUCAAAACAUUCAUGUAGUGGACAUGGACACCAUUGAUGUUUCUAAUCUCAACAGACAGUUUCUAUUCAGACCUAAAGAUGUUGGGCGACCAAAGGCAGAGGUUGCAGCAGACUUCAUAAACGGCAGAAUCCCAGGAUGCAACGUGGUCCCACAUUUCAAGAAAAUCCAAGACUUGGAUGAGACGUUUUACAGGCAAUUUCACAUAGUAGUCUGUGGUCUGGAUUCUGUUAUUGCCAGAAGAUGGAUGAAUGGCAUGCUGCUGUCCUUGCUGAUCUUUGAAGAUGGUGUUUUGGACCCCAGCUCCAUCAUUCCUCUGAUAGAUGGUGGUACAGAAGGUUUUAAGGGCAAUGCACGGGUCAUUCUACCGGGAAUGACGGCUUGCAUUGACUGCACACUGGAGCUCUAUCCCCCUCAGAUAAACUUUCCAAUGUGCACUAUUGCCUCCAUGCCACGUUUACCUGAACAUUGUGUUGAGUAUGUCCGCAUGCUGCUAUGGCCCAAAGAGAAGCCUUUUGGAGAUGAUGUAGCACUUGAUGGUGAUGACCCACAGCACAUCCAGUGGGUGUACCAGAAAUCUCUAGAGAGAGCAGCAGAGUUUAACAUCACGGGGGUGACGUACCGACUCACCCAGGGGGUUGUAAAGAGAAUAAUUCCUGCUGUGGCUUCUACAAAUGCUGUUAUUGCUGCUGCUUGCGCUACAGAAGUAUUCAAAAUUGCCACAAGUGCCUAUGUUCCUUUGAACAACUACCUGGUGUUCAAUGAUGUUGAUGGGUUGUACACAUACACCUUUGAAGCUGAGAGAAAGGAGAACUGUUCUGCGUGCAGUCAGGUGCCACAGGACCUGCAGUUUUCACCAUCAGCUAAACUAAAGGAGGUUCUUGAAUACUUAACUGAGAGUGCAUCUCUCCAAAUGAAGUCACCUGCUAUCACUACAACUGUGGAUGGAAAAAACAAAACUCUUUAUUUACAGACUCUAGCAUCUAUUGAAGAGAGAACACGACCAAAUCUAAGCAAAACGCUGAAAGAGCUUGGACUUGUGGAUGGCCAAGAGCUGGCAGUAGCUGAUGUCACCACCCCCCAAACUGUGCUAUUCAAAUUAAACUUCAAAUCAUAGGACAAAGACUUCUAUUAUAUGUACAAUUAGUAGAGGUUAUUGCAGUAGUUUUCAUAACAACAUCCUUUACAAAAGUGUUCUGUUAAUGUCAUGCUGCAGUAUGUCAUACGUGACAUCACAUGAAUAAUUAUGGUUGAUAUUUAGUGUAUUGCUUUUUUGGGCAACCCUGUCCAUUUGUCCGAGGCACCCGAGGUCUCUUGUUUUAUUGUUUUGCACUGCUAUAGUCAUGAAUAAGAGGCAUUUUGUGGAUCUUGUCUUCUUUUUUAACUUCAAGUUGUUUAUGUAUUUAUUAUGUUAUUGUUAUGCAUUCAUUUGCCAGUUCCCUGAUCAGUGUCUUGUAGAAAAAUAAUGGGUAAUGUUUGAAUUAAAAAAAUGUUAUUUUAAACAA
Molecule: messenger RNA, 1848 nt
Organism: Misgurnus anguillicaudatus (oriental weatherfish)
Lineage: Eukaryota; Metazoa; Chordata; Actinopteri; Cypriniformes; Cobitidae
Source: RefSeq, a predicted model, not a curated record